Messenger RNA from Betta splendens (Siamese fighting fish), 2884 nucleotides. It is a transcript of the gene gnsa, whose product is annotated as glucosamine (N-acetyl)-6-sulfatase a. Gene Ontology annotation, biological process: glycosaminoglycan metabolic process. Gene Ontology annotation, molecular function: N-acetylglucosamine-6-sulfatase activity; glycosaminoglycan binding. The record is from RefSeq and is a predicted model, not a curated record. The transcript is spliced from 14 exons. Bases 176 to 1795 code for a protein of 539 amino acids. NCBI's taxonomy places the organism in Eukaryota, Metazoa, Chordata, Actinopteri, Anabantiformes, Osphronemidae.
GAGCAGCAUGUGACCAGCAAGCCCGGAAGUGUUGACUCAAACACAAACAGUGCUGGGUUUCUGUUUUAUUCCUCGACAGAUGGCUCAGUAACGACUCUUGACGCUGUUAUACAGUAGGUUACAGGACCAGAGGGAGACUCCGACAGCUUUAGUAGCUCAUCGCCGAAUAACAAAAAUGGGCCUAAGUCGUUCUCAUCGGUCGACGUUACUGAAUAGUGUCCUAAUCUGCGUCAUUUUGUGGAGCGACCUGAGCGUGUCUGGCAUUUCAUACCGGAGACCAAACAUCGUUGUGAUCCUAACCGACGACCUGGACAUCGCUAUCGGGGGGCUGAGUCCACUGAACAAGACAAAAAAACUUAUUGGUGGUGCAGGGAUAACUUUCACAAACGCAUUUGUUGCCAGCCCGCUGUGCUGCCCCAGUCGAGCCAGCAUCCUUACUGGAAAAUACCCUCACAACCAUCAUGUCAUCAACAACACUUUAGAAGGAAACUGUAGCAGUAAAGCUUGGCAAAAGAGCGAGGAAGCCCACACCUUUCCUGCUUUGCUCAAGAACUAUGCCAACUACCAGACCUUCUUCGCUGGAAAAUACCUCAACCAGUACGGUCACUCAGAAGCUGGUGGAGUGGAGCAUGUACCUCCAGGCUGGAGCUACUGGGUUGGGCUGGAAAGAACCUCUAAAUAUUACAACUACACUCUGUCAGUGAAUGGAAAAGCUCAGAAACAUGGGGCAGACUACAGUAAAGACUACCUGACAGAUGUACUGGCCAAUAUGUCUCUGGACUUCCUCCAGUAUAAAUCCAACUUCCAGCCGUUCUUUAUGAUGGUGUCCACACCUGCCCCCCACUCCCCCUGGACAGCAGCACCUCAAUAUCAGAACAGAUUCAACAAUACUAAGGCUCCCAGAAACCCCAACUUCAACGUCCAUGGGAAGGACAAACACUGGUUGAUCAGACAAGCUAAAACCCCUAUGACCAACUCUUCCGUUCAGUUUCUGGAUGAUGCUUUUAGGAAACGGUGGCAAACUCUGCUGUCAGUCGAUGACCUGGUGGAGAAAAUAGUUCAGAGGUUGGAGGACAGAGGUGAAUUGGAAAACACCUACAUCUUUUUUACUUCUGACAAUGGAUACCACACAGGCCAGUUCUCUCUUCCUCUGGAUAAGAGGCAGUUGUAUGAGUUUGACAUCAGGGUUCCUCUCAUGGUCAGAGGACCUAAUAUCAAACCCAACCAGACCAGCCAGAUGCUGGUAGCAAAUGUCGACCUUGGGCCAACCAUCCUGGACAUUGCUGGCUACAGUGUCAAUAAGACUCAGAUGGACGGCAGGUCCUUCCUGCCCGUCAUGGAGGGGAAGAUGAACAGCAGCAGCUGGAGAACAGACUUCUUGGUGGAGUAUGAAGGAGAAGGAAGGAAUGUGUCGGACCCGGCUUGCCCUCUGCUGGGACCCGGAGUGUCGGAGUGUUUUCCUGACUGUGUAUGUGAGGACUCUUACAACAAUACCUAUGCCUGCGUGCGCACCAUCGCCCCCUCUGCCAACCUGCAAUACUGCGAGUUUGAUGAUAAUGAGGUGUUUGUAGAGGUGUACAACAUCACAGCAGACCCCUACCAGCUGAUAAAUAUCGCCAAGACCAUCGACCAGGAAGUCCUAGAGAAGAUGAACCACCGGCUCAUGAUCCUGCAGUCCUGUUCCGGACAGUCAUGUCGCACACCUGGUGUGUACGAUCCAAGGUAUAAAUUUGACCCACGACAGAUGUUUACCAGCCACAGCUGGCGACUCAGCAGACUGAGACAGACGAAGUAGGGACGCGAGGAGGAACCAAUAUCCUGUUUUUAAAUUCAGCCUUUCCCACUACUGUUGCCUUGUUGUGAGGCCUACUGAGCCAGUGUCUCCUGUUGAUCAAUGUAUUAUCUUUGGGCAGGGUUGUCAUGGAAACAGGAGGUCUUGCUAGGUGUAGGACCCAACUUUAAAUCUUCCAGUUUGGGCUGCUGAAAGCCAAUGUAUUAUACAAGGUGGUAACAUUUAGUUUUCUUAUCAGUGAAUCUAAAGUAAGCGGUCAUCAAUGAUGGGAACACAUUAACAAGUUUCUCCUAAUCUUUGUUUGAAUCAAGUUUACACCUUGAUUAAAUGUCACCUUCACAAAAAAAAGACUUAAAGUCAAACUUCUCCACCAGUUUAUCACAUUUAAAAAGGGGACAUACACAUUGCAGAGACUGAAAAAAAAAUGCUGACUAUGAUGCUACACCCAGGAAACUGUUAGCUUAGCGUUAAUAAAACUGGAAACAGUCUGGCUCUGUCCAAAACUAACCUGUCUCUAGUCAUCAGCUUCUGUUUCACUGUUUCCAGGAUUCUGAGCACAUCCUGGCUGUAACUUUAUAUUUAAACCGAGAUGAGAAUGGCAUCCUUUGGCAAGGAAGCCAGUAAUAUUUCCCAGUGUCAGCCUGCUCUGACCAAGCUGCCUUGACAGGAUAUUAUGUGCUCAGCACACAACCAAAGAUAUGAUUUGAAGACCUGAAAAAAAUUUUCUGCACAACAUUUGUCGUGAAACAUUUCUGUCUGUGCGUUAAUUCUGAUUGUGACUUACUGAAAGAAGCAGACAAACCUGUUCUUACCUAUGUGUCUGUCACAAAAGGCUCUUUGUGCCACAGCUGUUGUUGAAUAUGUUUGUACGUUUUUUGUUCUUUGUCUGUUGACAGAAUUCAGAUUUAAUGUGAGAACACAGGACUGAACGCUAACGCUGAUUGAAACUGGUCCCUCUGUCUCCAAUCACUGAUGCACUUUCCUAUAUUUCAUAAACAUUUUGUUUUGGCACCUUUUAAGUUUAGUAUUCAAAGUAGUUUUGGAUGAUGUAUUUUUGCUUGUGUGUUUGUCCAAUAAAAGAGAUUCUGAAGA